This is a messenger RNA of Chrysochloris asiatica (Cape golden mole), 666 nucleotides long. It is a transcript of the gene SLX9, whose product is annotated as family with sequence similarity 207, member A. Gene Ontology annotation, biological process: maturation of SSU-rRNA from tricistronic rRNA transcript (SSU-rRNA, 5.8S rRNA, LSU-rRNA). Gene Ontology annotation, cellular component: nucleolus; preribosome, small subunit precursor; 90S preribosome. Lineage: Eukaryota; Metazoa; Chordata; Mammalia; Afrosoricida; Chrysochloridae. The transcript is spliced from 6 exons. The record is from RefSeq and is a predicted model, not a curated record. The coding region runs from base 1 to 666 and encodes 221 amino acids.
AUGGGGAAAGUGAGAGCGCUGCGGUCUCGGGUGCACCGGGCGGCCGUGAGGCCGAAUGGGGAGGCUGCACCUGGUCCUGCUCCCCCGAUCCAGAAACUGUACCUAUCACAGCCCUUGAGCGGCCGAGCCGGGGGAAAGGAUUGGGCGUCCAUGAGCACUAACAUCUUUGCCAGGACCAAGAUCGACCUCAGCACCUUGGCACAAAAGCUGGACUUUGUUACAAGGAAUGUUGCUUCCCUCAAGCAAGAUGCAGAGGCAAAGGCUCUUUUGCCCAAGAAGGAAAAACUGAAGCUGAGACGGGAGAGGUGGCUGCAGAAGAUAGAAGCCAUCAAACUGGCUGAGAAGAAGCGCUUGGAGGCACAGCGGCGGAGGGCCACAGUGGUGGUGGGGGACCUGCGCCCGCUAAUGGAGGCCCUACCCGAGCUGGCGGAGCUAGAGAGUGGCGCUGGCUCACGGCACCCCAGGAGCAGGGCGACCAGCAAGCCCAGACCCACUGAGCUCAGCCGGAUGAGCGCCACACAGAGGCUUCAGCUCCUUGAGGAAGAAAGGGCCCGGUUCCAGGCACUGCUGGCCAGCCCAGCCUACCAAGCCAGCCCCCUGCAGGCCAUCGGGCAGCGGCUGGCCCAACAGAUGCAACUGGAAGCCAGCAGCAGCAGCCAGCUCUGA